UUUUCUUUUUCUUCCUUAUUUCUUCGAUUUUCAAUCAUUUCUCUGCUUCUUUCUCUAGCUGCGGCUUCUGCAUUUUGUUUCACCCUUCGGCUGUUUCUUCUUUAAAUUCGUGUUUUGUGUGUUCCUCUCUCUUUCUUUACCUCCUCAAGCUGGUUUUGAUUUUGGAUUUUUUUUCUCCAUUUUGGAUUUGACCUCCGCAUUUCACAUUUCUUGUUUUUAAAUUUUGUAUGCCUGGUGCUUUUUAAUCUGGCGCUUCUCUCCGUCUAUGGGCGAUGGAAAAUUUUCAAACUUUCUCGGUGUCCUAAUCUUUUUAAUCAAAACCCUAACCAAUUGUUUGGUUUUUAUGUUAUCGUGAGUUUCGGUCGUGUCGGCUAUCAGUUGUAUAAUUCUUCACGUUUGGAUAUCGAAACUUCACUUUUGGGUUUGUUUUUUUUGAUUCGGAGUUAUUUACGUGAUGAAACUUUGUCAGCUUUGAUGCCUUCCUUGCAACGUGCAUUAGUUGCUCUCUUCAACAAAUUCUCCUAGCUUUUGAAAAUGACGGUUCUUCUAUUUCUUCUAUGCUACUUAACAUGGGAUUAGGCAUUUCAUGCAAUCCUAGUCUCUAUCAUUCUCUGCUUAUGAUCAAAGAUAAUCUCAUAUCUUAUCAUGCCUGCACAUAUAUUAUUUGAACUUUCUGAGGGUCUCAUCGUUUGGUCUUACUAUUUGGUAAUACUGUGGCAAUGCAAUCCCUUUAGCAUUUCUGUGAAGUAUGAGAUGAUCAUUUCAUGACAGCCGACAGAAUCCAACCAAGGAAUCACAGUGACUAGCAACCUCAAAUAGUCCAUCUUGAUCAUUGAAAUGAUUGUUGUCUAAUAAAAGAACUGAAUCAAAAGGACCUCAUUCUGCUUAGAUCUAAGUCUCCUGCUUGAUAUUUUCCUUGAUUUAGUCACUUAGGUUAAUGAUGUUGCUGUAACUUCUGCGGUAGAUGGAAAAUUGGCGUUACCAGACAGAAUUACAUUUUGUUGGGUCUACUUCUUAGAAUGUAGGUUUAUAAUUUUUUAGCAGUUGUCCUUGAUCAUAGAAAAAUGUCUCAUUCUACAUCUGAGUGUAUGAGUCCAAGUCUACUCAGAAUUAUAUGCUUUCGGGUCAUCUAAGUGGUUGUUGACGGGUUCUAAAUGAUGUACCAAGUAUUUUAGUUUCUUAUAAUGUCAUGUAUUGAUUGAACGUGUAAAUUACAUGAUUCGGGUUGGCAGCUGGUGGCUGAUAAAGAUAAAUGACAAAUGUAUCAGCCAAACAGUGUUCCUAGUUUAAGUCUACUUGGAAGCAACUCACUGGUACAUGGUCAGCAAUUUGAUCGUGGUGGCAGUACAAUGGACCCAAUCAACGGAGGGAACAGUCUAACCAACAAUUCCAAUCUGAGCUCAAAGCAACGGCUACGCUGGACACAUGAGCUGCAUGAACGCUUUGUUGAUGCUGUGGCACAGCUUGGUGGGCCUGAUCGUGCCACACCUAAAGGUGUCCUCAGAGUGAUGGGUGUACAUGGCUUAACAAUAUAUCACGUCAAAAGCCAUCUGCAGAAAUAUCGUCUUGCUAAAUACCUCCCUGACUCCUCAUCUGAUGGGAAAAAAGCUGACAAGAAAGAAACAGGGGAUAUGCUUUCCAAUCUAGAUGGUUCAUCAGGGAUGCAUAUUACUGAGACACUAAAGCUGCAAAUGGAGGUGCAGAAGCGAUUACAUGAGCAAUUAGAGGUUCAGAGACAGCUACAACUUCGGAUUGAAGCCCAGGGUAAAUACUUGAAGAAGAUAAUUGAAGAGCAACAGCGGCUCAGUGGCGUUCUUUCCCAAGCACCUGGCUCUGGGGAUGCAACCUCAGAGCCAGGUGACACCUGCCAAGACCCUGACAAUAGGAAUGACCCGUCAACCCCUGCCCCUACAUCUGAGUGCCCGCUUCAGGAAAAAGCCACUAAAGAAUAUGCUCCGGCUAAGAGUCUUUCAAUUGACGAAUCCUUGUCAUCUCACAACGAACCAUUAACGCCGGAUUCUGGCUGCCAUGCUGGUUCCCCUACCAACAGCCCAAGAGAGAAGAGAAUGACAAAAAAACAACGGGUGAGCAUGGAAGGAGCAUAUUCUAAACCUGAAAUGGUGCUUCCACAUCAUAUACUUGAGUCGAGCAUGUCAUCAAUUCAGCCAUUAAGCAGAGUGUUUCCUACCCAUGAGCAGUAUGAUCCUUCACUAGGAAUACCUACUAGAAGUAAUGAGGAACUGGAUAAGGUUGGCGGGGGCAAUCUGUGAUUGAGCGUAAUAUUUAGCUUGUGAAUUAGGACUAUAUAUCAUCAUUUAAGGUUAGAUGGGCGAAUGUACUUCUUAGUAGAUCAAAGAGCCUUUUCGUCAUAGGUUCCUAACGUCAUUAGGUUUAAACAGCUAAAUUUCCACGUUUAAAUUACAUUCAGGGACAUCAUGUAAAUUGGGUUGAUUUUACUAUCUUGUUAUCUGUUCCUUACGCUUGUUCAUCACUGUAUCAUUUGAAUGCUGGCCGCUUAUUUUUGGUC
Molecule: messenger RNA, 2527 nt
Organism: Neltuma alba
Lineage: Eukaryota; Viridiplantae; Streptophyta; Magnoliopsida; Fabales; Fabaceae
Product: myb family transcription factor PHL7
Exons: 7
Coding region: 1260-2270 (336 amino acids)
Molecular function (GO): DNA-binding transcription factor activity; DNA binding
Source: RefSeq, a predicted model, not a curated record